This is a messenger RNA of Eutrema salsugineum, 1263 nucleotides long. RefSeq lists its product as uncharacterized. The coding region runs from base 76 to 1134 and encodes 352 amino acids. The record is from RefSeq and is a predicted model, not a curated record. NCBI's taxonomy places the organism in Eukaryota, Viridiplantae, Streptophyta, Magnoliopsida, Brassicales, Brassicaceae. The transcript has 2 exons.
AAUAUAAUUCAGUUGUGUUUUCCCUUAAAGACACCUCUCUCUGUCUUUUGUCUUGUGUGAUGACGUGAUUUUUUGAUGAUGAGGGGAGUUCAAGUACCGUCUACUAAAUCCAUUUCCUCUAUUUCUUCUUCUUCGGCUGGGAAUGUCGGAGUUCUCUCCCUGAAGUGUGGUACUGCCUGUGGUUUCUGUAGUGUCCUGAAGCCGAAUAAAGUUGCUUUCAACACCAUGAUUCUUUCAGCUAUGAGGACUUGCUCACACACUCUUCUCCCUAAAUUAACCUCUUCGAGAAAAAGGUUGGGGAACAGAACUUCACAGUCCUUUUCAACCACUUCCUUACAAGUCAUUUCUCAAGCUAGUUCACCCUUUGUUCAGUCGUUAGUUGUGUCAAACAAUCUCUCCCCAUCCGAGAUCCCACAGAAAUCACAAGAAUGGUUUGCUCUACGGAAAGACAAGUUAACCACGAGCACAUUCAGCACAGCCCUCGGCUUCUGGAAAAAGAACCGUCGUUCUGAGCUCUGGCACGAGAAGGUAUACGACUCAGAGUCACGAGUCGUGGAGGAUUCUGCGAGGUUUGCAAUGAACUGGGGUGUACAGAUGGAGUCAGCUGCGAUAGAGAGGUACAAAAGAAUCAUGGGCUGUGAGGUGGGCUCAAUGGGAUUUGCUCUUCACUCACAAGAACAGUUUCACUGGCUUGGUGCUUCCCCUGAUGGAGUUCUCGACUGUGGUAUCUUAGAAGUGAAGUGCCCUUAUAACAAAGGGAAAACAGACACUGUGUUACCAUGGUCCAAGGUUCCGUUUUAUUACAUGCCUCAAAUGCAGGGUCAAAUGGAGAUAAUGGACCGUGAAUGGGUCGACUUGUACUGCUGGACACAGAAUGGGAGCACGGUUUUCCGUGUGAUGAGAGACCGAAGCUAUUGGAGGAUAAUACAUGAGGUUUUAAGGGAGUUUUGGUGGGAGAAUGUGAUUCCUGCAAGGGAGGCUUUGUUGUUGGGGAAAGAGGAUGCAGAGGUGAAAAGGUAUGAGCCAACAUCUACGCAUAAGCGUACAGGGCUUGCCAUUGCUAAAAGCAUAAGUUUGGCUGCGGAAUCGAAACUAGUGUGCAGAGAAAUCGCUGAUCACGUCGAGUUCUUUUAGAUGGGUUUAGAAUCAUUUGAUUCAUGAACUGGUGAUUGAUUCAUCUUAUCAUUCACGUUGUGUAGUUAUUUAAACUGUUAAAUCAUGUAACACAGUUUAAUUAGAUCAAAGGAAAAGGUUUAUGUUCUA